AUGAAUGUUAAUUUAAUAUGUCCUCAACACAAAUAACAUGUAACCUAAGCUUGUCUUGAUUUAGAAUGCUAAGCAUUCCCAUUUAUGUGUUAAAUUUGUUUGAGUGAUUAGUCAACCAUCUCACAACACACCAAACAUAAUCAAUUCCUAAUCCCAUAUCCACAAUACAUAACCUAGAUGAGUAAGAACAUUCAAAGCAACAUCAAUGAAGCCCAUUAAUUCAAUGAUCUCUUUAAACAAGAAUCUUAGGUCUUAUAACAACUGCUAUCAUCUGAUGAACAUCUCAGUAAUAUUGAGGCAUAGAUAUCUUCAUUAAAGCAUCAGAUUGAUUCUGAUAUCAAAUUAACAUUGAACUCACUUAGCAAAGUGUUUGACAUACAAAAAGCAGAAUUAUUUAAUAAACUAGACUCUUAUCUUUAAAUCUACAAAAGUAACUUAUUCAUCCUCAAAGAACAAAUAGAACCCAUUCAUUUUCUAUUGACUAAGUGUAAAUAUUAUACUAAUGAGAAUAACCUGAAAUAAAAAUUACACACUAAGCCAGAUUUAGGAUCGCAAGUCAAGAUUUCUAUCAAAUAACUCUAAUAAAAAUAGCCAUCAAUGUUGAAAUUAAACUUUGAGAUAUUCAAAAAAUCAUAAGAGAUGAAACCAAACACCUCUAGUUUAAAUCAAUUAUUAAAUGAAACCCAAAAUUCAAUCACCGAGUAUUUUAAUAAGAAUCUAUCCAUUCCAACAUCAACACUCUUGGAAAUCCCUCCAUCAUAUAACAAUUAAACUCUUACACCUAUCAAAAGUAAGUCCUUAGAAUUGUGCUAUUCCGACAGGCCAGUCCCAAUUGAUGAUAACAAAGCUACAAUCAAAUCUAUUGACUCUAAAAUACCCAUUUCAAACCUACAACCUACUUUGGAAAUUCCAAAGUUUAAUGCAUAAGUACUGGAUUAGAGAAUCAUAUAAGAAUAGAACUAAACAAAAAAUCAUCUAAGCGCUAAAUUCAGGAUUAAGAAAAAGUUGAGUAUAGAAUUCCUGGUUUAAACUAUGGCCCUAGUUAAUUAUUCUCAUGUAGCUCUGGGAUUAGUAGAUGGAACUGUGAAAUUGUUAGAUAUGAAUACGAGUAAAGUGAGUUUUUAUCCAAACACUUACAUUCAACACUCAAAACCCAUCAAUUAAAUAGUUGUACUUAAGUAAGAUAAAGGAAUUAGAUUGGCAUCAUUGAGCGAUGAAAAUUUUGCAAUAGUUUGGACAUUAGGUGAAAAUUAUGUACCUUAUCCUGAAAGAAAAUUGGUUGGAUUUAAAUAAAAGCUAAAUCAUAUCAUGGAUUUAGCUGACUAGUCUCAUUUACUCUGCUAAAGUGAUACAAAUUUAUAGAUUAUAAAUUAUCAUGAUAAUAGAAUACUUUGUGACUUUGACUUUAAAGGUCAAUUAGUAGAGUUUCUAUAUUUAAGUAAAUUUGAGAGAUUCGCUACGAUUUCUUAAGGAAAUAUUGUGUCAAUAUAUAGUUUGAAAUUGAGUGGGAAUCAACAAAAUGCUACUUAAUUGGUAAAUUGUUAAUUAGAAUCAAUUCAACCUGCUAUUCCUAUUUCUAACAUUAGCACUUGUAUUGGAGUUGAUUUUCAAAGUGAAGUAAUUAUUUGUUAUGGAUGCUGGGAUGGAUAAGUAAGAUUGUACAAUGUGUUUAAGAACAGUUUGCUUGGAGAGUAUUAGUUAUUUAAUAGUAGGAUCAAGGAAAUGAUUAUUUUAAAACAAGAGAAUUAAUUUGUUUUGGUAGUUAUUGCUGAAAAUUCAAAAUAAAUAAAAGGGAUUUUGAUUUAAAAAAAUAAGGUACUACAAUUGGACAAGUAUGGAGAACUGCUUGAUUGUGCGAGUAAGUAUGGAAGGAAUGUGGUGUAAUAAACAGUAGUAAAAAGCAAAAACGGAAUAUACUUACUAAGUGAAACAUAGAAAGAUAUUGGUUUAUAUGAAUUAUGCUGA
Molecule: messenger RNA, 1965 nt
Organism: Paramecium tetraurelia
Lineage: Eukaryota; Ciliophora; Oligohymenophorea; Peniculida; Parameciidae
Exons: 4
Molecular function (GO): protein binding
Source: RefSeq, a predicted model, not a curated record